This is a messenger RNA of Saccharomycopsis crataegensis, 675 nucleotides long. RefSeq names its product Ras family protein. Gene Ontology annotation, molecular function: GTP binding; GTPase activity; GDP binding. The coding region runs from base 1 to 675 and encodes 224 amino acids. The transcript has 2 exons. Gene Ontology annotation, cellular component: plasma membrane. The record is from RefSeq and is a predicted model, not a curated record. Lineage: Eukaryota; Fungi; Ascomycota; Saccharomycetes; Ascoideales; Saccharomycopsidaceae. Gene Ontology annotation, biological process: Ras protein signal transduction.
AUGUCUGGAUCUAUCAGAGAAUACAAGCUUGUUGUUGUGGGUGGCGGUGGUGUUGGUAAGUCUGCUCUUACCAUUCAGCUUAUUCAAUCUCACUUCGUUGAUGAAUAUGAUCCUACUAUCGAGGACUCGUACCGUAAACAUUGUAUCAUUGAUGAUGAGCCCGCCCUUCUUGAUGUCUUGGAUACUGCUGGUCAAGAAGAAUAUUCUGCCAUGCGUGAACAAUAUAUGCGUACCGGUGAAGGUUUCCUUUUAGUCUAUUCUGUUACCUCUCGUUCUUCAUUCGAAGAACUUACCACUUUCUACCAGCAAAUUCUUCGUGUUAAAGACUCUGACUUUGUUCCGGUGCUUCUCGUUGGUAAUAAGUGUGACCUUGAAGAUGAAAGACAGGUUAGUUACGACGAAGGGCUUGACUUGGCAAAACAGUUCAAUUGUCCUUUCUUAGAAACCUCUGCCAAGCAGAAAAUUAAUGUCGAAACCUCUUUCUACGGAUUGGUGAGAAUUAUCAAAGAGCAAUACCAGGCUGCUGUUGGAGCUUCCGCUGCCAGCCAGACUGUGCAAGAAAAUGAAGAAAUUCCAUCUCCUCCAGUUGCCGUUGCAGAUGCAACAGCUUCUCCUCAAUUUGCCCUGGAAAACCAUAAAGAUAAAAAGGACAGUAAAUGUUGUAUCAUAAUGUGA